UAAGACGUCGCGCGCGCGUCGGCAGUCGGUUCGCGGUUGUCCGUCAGUUCGCGUUGUCGUCGGUCCUCAGUUUUAUCGCCGUCCCGUCCUCGUAACUUUAUUACUCAUAAAUGUUAUAUUUUUACUCUUUUCGAUUUUCUCCUCGUUGCCAAUACAAUAUCUCGGUUUCGUUUCGUUUCAUAGCUUCAAUAGACCCUCUAUACUUAUCGGAGAAACGACGGUAAUAAUAAUAAUAAUAAUACCGUCUUUGCCAGGAACGUGCGUGCGCGCGUCGCUAACCACUCGAUCGCCGAGCCCCACGCCGUGAGCGGCGCAGAAACUAGCGCGGACGAGAGAGAGAAGAGAGUGCGAAGCGUUACAACUUGGGUAAUCCGCGCUAUCGCGCCGGAAGCUGCGCUGUAGUUGCGCGUCCCGUGUUGCUAACGACGGCCGAGCGAAGGACGACGCACGACGAUUGAUCGCCUCAUACGCCGGCAAUAAUAUUAUGUACUAAAAUAUAAAAUUGAGUGUUGAAGAUGGUUACUGUACGGGCACCGUCUUUUAUGGUUCGGCGUAUAUGCGCCUUCAUAUUUUUAGGAAUCAUGGGUUAUUCGAUUUUUCAAAUGACCCGUAGUAAUUCUUAUUACGAUAUGUCAGAUCGAAAUAUUAUGCGAAAACAAAUCGAACUUGAUAUAAUUAAAUCAUCAAAUAAUGAAGUUCCUGAUAAAAAUUUGAUAACCGAAAAUAAUAUAGCAUGUCCACAUCCUAUUUUGGAUCCAUUCAACCCAGUCAUGAUGAGUUUCUUAACGAAAGAAGAGCCUUUGGCUUGCGACAAAGAAGAGGAUUGGGUUACAGUCAAGGGGAACAUCGCACGUAUCACUGAUAAGGCACUCAAGAAGUACGGUGAUAUCCAGUGCAAAUUUACGGACGUUUUGAGAGCCAAUGAUUUCUCUUCGUCACUGGGUGUCGUGACCACAACUCACACAGAAUACAAUUUGGAGACAUCAGAUUUUUUCAGAGUUUACUGUGAGUCGGAAAACAGCAAAUUUAGUUGGGAGAGCCGGAUGGCCGGUAUACGAUUUGACGAGGAUGUGAUAAAUAGAGCUGGAUGGGAUCAAGUACCCAAAAACGGGUUAGGUCUUAACGUUUUAAUACUUGGAUUAGACUCUGUGUCACACAUGCUGAUGCAGAGAAUACUGCCCAAGGUGUAUUCUAAACUCAAGUCUAUGAAUGCACGUGUGUUAAAAGGCUAUAAUAUUGUCGGCGACGGGACUCCGCAAGCAUUGAUACCAAUUUUGACAGGUCGUACUGAACUGGAACUUCCGGACACUAGGAAACGCAUGGGAAGUAAAGCGUCAUACGUGGACGUUUACCCGUUCAUAUGGAAUGAAUUUAAGAAAUACGGUUACGUCACUGGUUUUGCUGAAGAUACUCCACACCUUGGUAUUUUUACGUACAGGCUAAAAGGGUUCGAUCAACAACCCACCGAUCAUUAUAUGCGAACAUAUUACAUAGACUCGUCCUCUAUGUUUAAAUAUCAAAAACCUUUUUGUUAUGGUUCUCUACCUAGGCACAAGAUAAUGCUUAACUAUGUCAAAGACAUGUUUCGGGUGUAUGAAGAUAAGCCAAAGUUUAUGUUUGCAUUUCAAGGCGAAUUGUCCCAUGAUUUUUCGAACAAGAUAGCACUCGCAGAAAAUGACCUGGUUGAGUGGUUUGAUUGGUUUGAGAAGUCUGGUUACCUAAACAACACUAUGCUGGUGUUUAUGAGUGAUCAUGGUCAAAGGUUCACGUCCGUACGAGACACGCAACAGGGAAAACUCGAAGAGCGGAUGCCGAUUUUCUCGUUCAUACUACCGAAAUGGUUUGACCGGAAGUAUCCAAAAUUGGCGUCUAAUUUAGAUAACAACAUUAACCGUCUGACAACCCCAUUCGAUAUAUACUCAACACUGAUGAGUGUCCUGCAUGGGGAAAAUUUUAAAACUGACGAUAUGAACAAGCGUUCUAUAUCGCUAUUCAACGAGAUACCGUUGGAGAGAACGUGCAAAGACGCUUAUAUUGAACCUCACUGGUGUGCUUGUCUAAAAUGGCAGCCGAUAAGCGUGGAUAGUUCAUUGGCUAUCAACGCGGCCAUAAACUUUAUACAGUUUCUUAAUAGGUAUAACGCCGAGUACACUGACCAGUGUGCGCCGGUAGAGAUAAAUCGGAUCGAAUGGGCCAACAGGAUGGCGCCCAACGAAGGGCUAAUGAAAUUCCACCAUGCCGCCGAUCCCGACGGGUUCGUGCCCGACAUGUCGGCCAACACGAAAAUCACCGAUAUCUAUCUGCAGAUUAAAGUGAUCACGCAAAAGCCUGCCAACGCUGUGUUCGAAUUUACGUGUCAGUAUAACAGCAACACCAGCCAGUACACGAUUUACGAAAAAGAAAUCAGCAGAGUUAACUCGUACGGAAAUCAAAGUUGGUGUGUCGCUAAAACUCAACCACAACUCAACAAGUACUGUUAUUGCAAAUUAUAAAAUUGAGAAAGUUUUAUGAUGUCUGUGCAGAAAUGUGAUUUGGUUAUUCAUGUUUUCCAAGUCAACCGUUCAAAUUCAGCUUCAGCUUCAUGCCAUUCGGAAUUUUCGUUGAUUGUUUUAAUUUGAUAACGUUUUGUAUCAUAAAAUUCUCAAUCGAUAUAUUUUACUGUCAUUAGCUAUAGCUAUAUUACUUGUUUAAUAACGACAUACAUUAAACGUAAACUUAAGUUAUUUAAAAUCCUCAAUACUGUAUGAUUUUUAUCUAAGUAUUAUUAUACGAGUAUAAGUCCAUGAUAUUGUUCAAAAACACUUUUUUUUCGUUUUGAAUUUAACUUUACGGUUUAAUUUUUAAAAAACAUUCAUUCAUUGCAAAAUAUUUUGUGGUGAAUGAAAUUCUAGCGUUACUGAUUCGGUGAUAGAAUUAGACAUAUUGUAUCUUCACAUAACUCUCAUAGGGAGAUGAUUGAUAGUAUAAUACUUCUUUUUAUUCAAAGUUAUUUAACUUAAUUAUCUAAAAACCAUAAUUUAAUAUACAAUAUUAACUGCCUUAAUCAAUUAUUGGCAAUUUUUUGGUUAGCGUUUGAGAACCAACUCUUGACUGAAAAUAAAUUGCUCGUAUUGAUAUCUUUCUUUUUUUAUUAGGAUUUUUCUUUUAACCUAGCGUUCGGGUUAUAUAUAAUAACAAAUUAAUAUUUUUAAAAUUUUAUUUUAUCGCUAAAAUUAAUUAAUUUAAAAAGACUGUCACCCCAAAGGCGUCGCUGAUUUGGCAUCGCCGUUAUACUCGUUCUUAAUAUUUAGUAAUUGUUUUAGUUUAAUUUUAAAAUAAAACGAUUAUAUAUUAUUUAUCCUAAAUAUUGCGAAGUAAAUCUACAUAAUCUAGUCAGAUUAAUUUAAUGUGUUUUAAGCUACUUAUAGACUUAUAUUUUUCUGAUCAAUUUUAAGA
Melanaphis sacchari is the source of this 3435-nucleotide messenger RNA. RefSeq lists its product as uncharacterized. The coding region runs from base 516 to 2492 and encodes 658 amino acids. The transcript has 13 exons. The record is from RefSeq and is a predicted model, not a curated record. NCBI's taxonomy places the organism in Eukaryota, Metazoa, Arthropoda, Insecta, Hemiptera, Aphididae.